Lagopus leucura (white-tailed ptarmigan) is the source of this 4475-nucleotide messenger RNA. RefSeq names its product sphingosine-1-phosphate receptor 1 (gene S1PR1). Gene Ontology annotation, biological process: sphingosine-1-phosphate receptor signaling pathway; angiogenesis. Gene Ontology annotation, molecular function: sphingosine-1-phosphate receptor activity. The transcript is spliced from 2 exons. Gene Ontology annotation, cellular component: membrane. NCBI's taxonomy places the organism in Eukaryota, Metazoa, Chordata, Aves, Galliformes, Phasianidae. The record is from RefSeq and is a predicted model, not a curated record. Bases 1775 to 2914 code for a protein of 379 amino acids.
CCAGUGUUGUUCCCCAUGCCGGUGGGAUGAGUACAUGCUGACAGCCGUCAGCACAGUCUGCAAAUUGUGUAAUUUGUGAAGGAUCAUAUCAGUACCUUUUCUUGGGACUGAUUAGUCUGUCAGAUGUGCACGCACAGCUUUGUUGGGUUUCAUUGUCAUAAAAUGAUCAGUUUGACUUGCAUCAGAUUGUUGUGUGAUUUGGGUUAAGACACUGAAACUAAAUGUAUGGAGAUUCCUCGGGGUUAUCCUAUCACCACUGCCCUGUGAAAUAGCCAGGAUUCUGGAGUGCCCACCGCACUGAGUUCCUGUAGUUUCACAAGAACACUGCUUAUCACAGGCAGCCAGUGGGUAUGUAAAACAAGACUUUUUGUUCAUCAAAGAAACUGAAGUAUAAUAGAGUAUGUAUUCAUUAUGUUGUCCCAUCUCCUUUUCUCUGACUGUAGACAUUCUCAGUUUUCAAAGGCGUUAUAUACCCUGGAUUUCUUCUAUAUAUUUUGUGGAAGUGCAAGUUUCCUUCACGUUGGAUCUGGCAGAUGGAAGUUAUUGAGACAAGAAUUCUUGCUCUGUUGAUUGGGAUGAAGUUUAAUCCUGGCAUAAAUCUCCUCAAUGAACAUCUAUCAGUGUGCUUUUGUUAGAGUUGGUUGGAACAGCUGGAAUUUACUUGUUUGUGUGAUUCAGUCCAUGCAAGGAGGCUAAAAUCUGUGCAGCUGAACCUCAUGAAUCUGCAUGAAUUGAGGUUUUACACGGCCCUCAGAGCAAAAUCAGCUGCUUUGACUGCUUUUGCAGAGAAAGUGCUAUUUCAGCAUCCUUACUGCUACGUGUCAACAUGGCUACAGAUGUGUGUGAUCAUCUAAUUUUAACAGUGCUUUUUGUAAUACAGAUGCUCAGCUGUUAGGAGUCAAACUGAAAUUGCCGAGCCAUUUCACACAACCUCUGACAAAUAAUUUGUUGGACAUCACUUCUUUGGGCUGCAGCCUUCUCAGCUGCUUUACCAAUAACUCAAACAUGAAAGCUUGUACAUCUGGCUGUUGAAACCCUGAGUCACUCUGUCCUUUAAUUAAAGCGUGUUCCUUUAUUAUGUCCCUCUUGCUUAAAAUUAUGAGAGAAAAAUUUCAUAGAGGAGAGUGCCUAACAAAUGUGCUUUUAUUUAAUAUUUUCUAUAGAUUAGCUAAGUAAAGGGGAAAGCUUUGCAGUAUCUAGGGUAUGUCAGGCAGUUGCAGGGGAUGCAUAUGUCAACCUCGAGCAUGAUUUAUCUUGCAUGCCUUUUCUGACAGUUGUAAUUUAACGGCUGUACUUUUUCCUCCAGGCUCUCAGGAGGCUGAACAUCUUUUCAAGUUUCUAGCUUGGUGGUGGAGAGUCGACGUCUGUUUGCCAGUGUAAUUUAUUGAGUCAUUCUGGGAGAGGCGUGGAGCAACUGAAGCAUGAGGAUUCACAUAAAUGUGAGAAGAGGGGGACUCUUCCCAGGGCAGCACUGCCCUUGUCUCUUUCAGAGGAGAGCUGCUGCCCUGUAAUGACUGCUGCUACUCACUGAGAUGUGUGGGGCUGUGGACUAAGAGACUGAUACGGUGUGCUCUGAUCCAUCGUGCUAUUAUUUUGCAUUUCAAUUUGGAGUUAAAAAGAACAAAGUAAGAAAGGAGGAGGAAAAUUUCUGCACUAAAAGCAAUUCAAGGUAACCAAGAAUCACGUACACUGAGGACUGCUGCUUGUGAGCGUGUGCAGGAGCGCUGGGAGCUGCGGGGCCACCACGGGUUUGUGCUGCGUGUCUGUUGGCACCAUGAGCUCCGGCACCACUGCCCCAGUGAGGGUGGUCAGCAGCCUCGCCAACACCGAUGUCAACUAUGUCAUCAAAGAGCACUAUAAUUACACGGGAAAGCUAAAUGAGAAUGCGGACAGUGGAAUAAAAGUGACGUCGGUGGUUUUUAUCAUCAUUUGCUGCUUUAUAAUCUUAGAGAACAUUUUUGUCUUGCUCACCAUCUGGAAAACCAAGAAAUUUCACAGACCGAUGUACUAUUUCAUUGGGAACCUGGCUCUUUCAGACUUGCUGGCUGGCGUGGCUUACACCGCCAACCUCCUGCUCUCCGGACACAAAACUUACAGCCUCACUCCUUCCCAGUGGUUCGUAAGGGAGGGCAGCAUGUUUGUCGCCUUGUCAGCUUCUGUGUUCAGCUUGUUGGCCAUCGCCAUUGAGAGAUACAUCACCAUGCUGAAAAUGAAGCUCCACAACGGCAGCAACAGCUUCCGUUCUUUCCUUCUGAUCAGUGCCUGCUGGGUUAUCUCUGUGAUACUCGGAGGACUCCCGAUCAUGGGCUGGAACUGCAUCAGCCUCUUGUCAAACUGCUCCACAGUGCUGCCGCUCUACCACAAGCACUAUAUUCUCUUUUGCACCACAGUUUUCACAGGCCUGUUGCUAUCUAUUGUUGUCCUCUAUUGCAGGAUCUACUCUAUGGUGAGGACUAGGAGCCGUAGGCUGACAUUUCGAAAAAACAUUACCAAAGCUACCAGGAGCUCAGAAAAGUCACUAGCCUUGCUCAAGACAGUGAUCAUAGUCCUGAGUGCCUUCAUUGCUUGCUGGGCUCCCUUGUUCAUCCUGCUUUUACUGGAUGUGGGCUGUAGAGUGAAGACUUGCCCGAUCCUGUAUAAAGCAGAGUAUUUCUUAGUGCUGGCUGUGCUCAAUUCAGCCACGAACCCUAUCAUCUACACCUUAACUAACAAAGAAAUGCGAAGGGCUUUCAUCAAGAUCCUGUGCUGCUGCAAAUGUCCCCCCACAGACUCGGGGACUAAAUUCAAGAGGCCAAUCAUCGGAGGGAUGGAGUUCAGUCGGAGUAAGUCUGACAAUUCCUCCCACCCACAGAAGGAGGAAGGCGACCGUCCUGAAACCAUCAUGUCUUCAGGCAACGUUACCUCAUCUUCUUAAGGAGUGACCGUGGAGGUGUUUAGAGCCUUCCUCUGAAACUGGGAGCCGAGGCACCUCCUGCUCGCUGCAGCAGUGCUGGGCUGAGGAGCGAGUAGCAUUAGUUCUAACAAGGCCAAUGGUGCACUUGCGAGGCUGGAGUUCAAGAAAUGGGACACGCUGUUCUGGCUUGAAAAUCCAUUUCCCCGGAGCAUGUUUUGUCUUUGCACUGGGGCAGCUCAGGAUUGUCAGGCGCAUUCAUAUCCUGAGAUCUCCUUAGUAACUCUGAAAGACUGAUGCCUUGGGGAAGUGAUGCCUGGUGUGUGCAAGAGAAUGAGAGUCGGGGAAGAGGCAAAGGGAGAAUGAAUCUUUUUUUUUUUCUUUUUUUUUGCCCUGUGAGAAGAAUGUGAAGUUAUUUUUCCUUUACUUGCAGCAAACCACUGACACAAAGCUCUUUCUGUACUGGGUUUAGUGAUGGCUCGUAUAGUUGGUCAGAAGUGUUUGUUUAACACAUAACAAGGAAAGAGAUCAUGCAGGUAUAAUUUAUACCACGGGCAGCCAUAAUUUGACAUCACCUUCCAGAGCUUUUAGUUAAAUAGUAAGGUUUUAUUUGCAGAGUCCAAAGCUGUUGGAGUUUUAUUUAGCAAGAUCAUAGCUGUGAAUUUUUGUUGGUGGUCCAUAUUACAUUUGAAGACCAAGAGCAGGCUCUGUAAUUACACUCACUUAAACAGUUCCAUGACUGUAUCAGAUUUCAUGGAAUCACUCAGAGCAGCAUUUGGCCCCAUGCGUUGUUUGCCAUGUUGUUAUAUAGCAUUAAAUAAACUGCAUUAUUGUGACAAAAUGCGAGGUGGAACUGAAAGUCACCUCUCAUAAAGAUGACAGAGAGUAAAUCUACUAGAAUAAAAUACUGUUGACAGCAGCAGGAUUUUUACUGAGGUAAAAAGAGCUAAAAACUGAAGGCAAAGGUUAGUGUCAGGUGACAAAGGCAAAAAGUAAAGAUUGGUUUCAUCGCCUGAAAAGAAAGCCUUGAGUUUCAGAAACGUAAGAUUUCAAGUGAAAUGACUAUAGAUAAAUGCACUUCCAUAACAAAAUGCAACACAUUUUGGCACAUUUUAUUAAUGUUCAUAAUUGCAGGAAAUCUGUCGGUAUUCUAUCACUUCGUGGCUUCAUGGGAGAAGUGCCUGUCAUUAAAAUGAAUGUAUUUGUUUUACAGUAUCGUUUUGACUUCUCUGGUUUUCUAACCUGUGCUAAUGGGGUUGAAUGUGUACAAUGUAAAUAAGUUAAUGAGAUACAGGAGUCUUCGCACCUAGAGUAUUACUAUAACAAAAGUGGUAUAUCUGGGAUAGCUGAGAGCAACUGACUGAUUUACAGUUACGGACAGCUCCUAGAAGUGGUAUUUUGUAAAAAAAAUAAAAUAAAAUAAAAAUUAUUGCUUUUGUAGUAAAAUUUCCAGUGCAAUUAAAUUGUUGUUUUUUUUUUUUUCCUGGUUUAAAAAAUAGUAUUUAAUAUGUUUCUGACUUCUGUUGUUCAAUUUGCACAUAGCUUUAUUGACUUCUAAACAUUAAUAAACUGAUUUUUGUAAAGA